Molecule: messenger RNA, 8530 nt
Organism: Rhopilema esculentum
Lineage: Eukaryota; Metazoa; Cnidaria; Scyphozoa; Rhizostomeae; Rhizostomatidae
Source: RefSeq, a predicted model, not a curated record
AUGCGCAGAUAAAAAGAGGACUGGGUAGAAGUUCGCGCUGAAUGCUGCACAGUUUUGCGACAUUUCGGUCCAAAAACGCAAAGAAAUCACUGCCUUCUCUUUUUAUUUUCACUUCAGAUAUUUUCACUAUCAUCGCGGUCUUUCAGGACGAGCGUCGCAUUCCCUAUCAAGGCUGUGGCCUAAAUUUGUCCCCCUGCGCUUUCUUGUAGCUCCCCUGUGCUACUGUUUCUUUAUUGAUGCUUGAUGCCUCUUCUUUCGCACAGAAUUCGUUAUAUUUCGUUAUAUUGUCCAUUAUUCAAGUGAAACUGAUUGUAAGCAAACGCGAUUGUUGAAACGAACGAAACCAGCCCAAGAAAACAAAAACGAUGCGAUGAUUGAAUUUUGACGCUCUUUAGCCAACUGCGUGUACGCAGAGCCAACAAUGUUGGCAGAGGUGGUCAAACGAUCCAACAUUUCACUUAACACUUCAAAACAAUAGAAUUAUUGGACGUGGGCAGGAAACAUUUUUGACCUCAGUCAAAUUUCGUCCAACAUCGAAAUUUACGAUGUUGAGUGACCCAACAAGGCGGUCAAACGAUCCAACAUUAGGCCCAACACCAUGUUGGGCGAAAUGUUAGGUGAAAUGUUGGAUCGUUUGACCAAGGCUCAAAAUAUGCUUUAGGGAAAGCUUUUUCUAUUGAAAAUUGGACCGUUUAUUGGAGAAUAAGACUACUUUACCUCUAGUUUGAGCUUGGAAAGCACAAUCGUUCGGGAGCCAAAGGGCCAGGGCUGCACCUUCAAUUUCAAAAUGGGGGCAUCAAAGAAAACACUCCCUUGGCGACCCCUAAAAGUUUCAUAAAACCAGAACUUAGGAUUUUUAGGUGUACUUGAAACAGUACUUGAAAUCAUUAUAGCCCUUUGACGCUCUCUCAGCCGUCCGUGCCUUCGAAAUUGACAAAGCUGCACAGGAGCAAAUUCAAAUUACGCCGCCAUCACAUAAGUUCAAGAUGGCUCAAGUUCACUUUCAAUUGACUUGCUGACAUGAAUUAUGGGAAGUUUGCCGGUCAAACCAUUUGGUGUGCAGCUUGAACUGUGUUGAUAUCCUGUUGAUAAUCACGUCACCAUACUAGAGAAUAGCAAUGGCUGCCUUCGUCCCUAAAGGGGGGGAUAUUCAAAAGCUGAAAAGCAAAGGCUCGGCUUCUGAGUUUUAUGAAGACAUGGCCGAGCUGCUUAAUAAUGAAAAGUACAGUGACGUCAAAUUUUUGGUUGGAGAGGAAGGUACUGUAAUGUAUGGUCACAAGUGUAUUUUAGCCACCAGGUGCAAAUCCUUUGCUGAGACAUUUGAGGAGUUCCCAGCUGCGGAAUCAUUUGUAAUCGACUAUAUUCAGGCAAAUCAUUUCCAUGCUGUCUUGGAGUUCAUCUACACCAACUGUUGCAGUCAGUUAAACAAAGAAAAUGUGUUUGACAUUUUGACUGCUGCUAACGAGAAGGGACUCGAUAAGCUCGUCAAGGUCUGCGAGGAAUUUUUGCUACGGAACGCCAGCAUUGAAACAGUGUGUGAAUACUUUGAUGUUGCAGUCACAUUCGAACUGUCAAGUUUAAGUGACAAGUUAAUGGUGUACUUUGAUGAGCACACAGUUGAUAUUUUCAAUUCUGUCUCACUCAGAGAAAUGUCUGCAGCAGCCCUAGAAUUUGUUUUGAAAAGCAACAAUCUACGUAUCGACGAGUUUGAUAUUUAUGAAGCUGUGCGGGGAUGGGCAACUGUCAAUUCACUUGUUUUGGAACAACCUGUGAAUACGGUAGCAAAAGACGUGGUCAAGCAAAUUCGUUUGGGCCUAAUGACUUCAGAAGAGGUGUCUCAGAUUGAGAAGCAAAAUGAGGACCAUUUGAUACCAGUUGAGCAGAUAUCGCAAGCCUGGAAGCACUUGGCUCUUCAAACCCCAGCUGGCAGCAGCAUUGAUACAACGCUUAGAAAAGGAACGAAAGGACGAUAUAAUUCAAAGAAAUGAUCUGGCAUCAUUGGUAUGAUAUAGACGAAACAGAAGGAAGAAAUUGAAUUUGAGACCAUUGCAUAGCAUACGGAGAAGUCAUAUUGCAGGAGAUUUCGUGUCGUGCAUUAUAACACCAAGCAGAAAUUUGGCAUUAUAGAAAUAACAGCAACUAUAAUGCCAAAGCAAUACUGAAAAUAACUGCAGCUUUGACAUCAAGAUGAUUGUUAGAAAUAGUACCAAAAUUCGUUUGCAACUUUUUUGCGGUUGCAUCUCGUGGUGUCAUCCGAUCGAGGUUGUUACAGGCGGUAACAUCAUGAACGUUUUUUACGAGGCCGAUAAUUUGGGGUUAAGAAUGACGGUAUUUUUAAAACAUGUCCAACCAUUAAUUCAAUUAUAUGCUUAAUUUCUUAUGGAAUUUUUACGCUUCACUGUUCAAUUUUUGUAUGUCGUUAUUUAAAUUUUAUUUUCUUGUAUGGAAAAGCUAUUUCAAGGCAGGAAAAGCUAUUUCUAGCUUGUAAAUCUUCCAGUUGACAUUUCUAUAAUGUUUUAGGAGCUGAUCAUAGAGAAAUGUUCAUGAUAAUAUAAUUACUAAAAUACCGACUAUAUAUGAACUCCAUACAUAUAAAAAACUGAACGCAGUACCAAAACUUGUGUGUACGAGAUUUCAUGGGCGGAUUACAUACGGGAUUUAGUGUACAUAUGGGAUACUAAUUAUGUGAACAUUACAAUUUCAUCUUAAAUAUUUCGCCUUUAUUAAAUUAUACUGAGGAUUACUCUAGCUAGAGAAGAAACAUUUAUUUGACUGGAUUUAUCAUUAUGUUUUCUUACUGGAUUGUCUGUUGCACUGAUUUUGUCAAAUAUGUCAAUUUAUCAUUGAUUUUAUCGAUGGAUUCAAGUUAAAGAACCACGAUGUCUUUUUUGUCGUCGUAGUGGUAAUAAUUUUUAUCAUCAGGUUGUUUUCCCAAAGUCUGAAUCGUAAGUAUUUUUUUGAACCUCUUUUUGACUCUCUGUUUAUUAGGACCUUUGAGACCUCAGCUCAUUGUUAAAAGAACUUGUGUCAAAAGCAGUUGUAUGAUUCUUGAAGAAAUUGUGUUUCAACAUUCCAAGUGAUGUGAGUAUUUUUGUUGAUAGUAGAUUGAAUGAUACAGAGUUUUACCAGGAAUUACUGUUAUUAUUUUCAUCAUCUCACACUGACGGAUUUUCAUGACUUGAACAUUAAAGAUGUAUUGCAUUUGAUAUUUGUAUAUAAUGUAUUAGAUUAGACAUUUGUAUCUCUAAGAUUAGAAAUGUGUAAUGUGUUAGUCGCUAUGUUAUCAUGCUGGUACACAACUGUAUUUCGACAGCUAUUUGGUAAGUAGUUUUUCUUAAGAUACAGUGAUAUGAUAUCCAUGAUCUGUUUCUUGUCAUGCUAUCAAUAUGAUUUGAUCAUGAAUACCAAUAUUGUAGAGCUUAUUCCUGUCAUUGUGGGUACAUAUAACUCAGUAACUCUGCAGAUUUUUUGUGCCACUGAAACUGGAAAUUUCCUACUAAGAAUUGUUAAACCUUAGAUAAAUUCUAUAUUAUGUUCAAUUUGUUACCGUUACUUUCCAUGAUAUUUUAACAUCGUGAUUAGGCUGUGAGUCAACAUUUUAAAAUUGAAUAUUGAUAACAUAAUAUUUUUGUUAUUUGGCCUCCUACGAGGCUAAAUUUCUGAAAUAUUUUGAUUGGCCUCAACUGUCCAAAUCGUAGGUCUGUUCCUGAGAUUUGAUUAUCUAGAAUCUAUAGGAAUAGAGAACAGUUGAUUUUUCCUUGCAACUUUUAUGCCUACGCGUUUACUCCAUUGUUAUCAUCUUCAUGGUUAUGAAAUCUAUUAUUAAGAACAAUACAUUUUAUGUUUUGAAACAAUUUAUAUUAUUGAUAUUGAAGAAUUUGGCUACAGAAAGCUUUGAUUUGGCCUCUUGACGUCUUCAGUCUGGCCUCCGCUGACCGGGACAACACCACUCACUGGUCAGUGGACAAGAUGGACAAGAACACCUCAUUCAAUGAUAUAGAAGCGCCGAAGGCGCUAGAUGUCUAACUUACAGGUCCGCUGUGAGGCAGAUUUGUUUUCUUCCGCCAUUUUGAAUAGUGGCAAAAAGGAACUUGCUCCAUACCGAGCCCUUAUAAGUUUGGUAAAAGUAAGGAUUGAUUUCGUUCACUUCUCUUUCGAAUAUCGAUGUGAAAUUUGGUGAGUGGCCUUAUAUUGCACUUAAAUUUAUGAAUUGAUGUUAAUAUUGGAGAAAUAAGCCGUUGUUCGCAAAUUCCAAGCAUUUACAGUCGCAGUGCUUGCUGUGGUGUUUUCUGUCUCGUCGAAAUUCCAGAAAAUAAUGAUUUAUCUGUUUUAAAACGGAUCCAGCCAAACUCUAGAAAAAGCCGAAAAUAGGUCAUAAUUCAGUGCUUGGAUAUUAAUAACAGAAUCUAAAUAUGGUAACCAAUUUUUGAUUUUAUAUAAUCAUUGAAAUUUUUAAACUAUUUCAAAGCCACACUCAGGGGCGGUCUGGCGUCAAAAUCGCAGGGUGGCUAGAAAAGUCAAGCGUGGUUUAGGGCGUGGCGGGAAAAACUGAGCCACACCCCCUAAAAAUGUGGCUUAGAAUUCGAUUGAUUCAAUAAAAAUUGAUAAUUAAGCAAUACGCUAAUAAAGCCGAGUCAGCCCAGAUCAACCUUGGCUAGGUAACUUUGUGUUCGCACUACCGAAAAUAUUACUUGGUUCACUCUACCCCCUACCCAGGCUGAAAAUUUGUCAAAAAAAAUUUGCAGAUCUAAUGUUGCGAAAUUAUUUUUUGAUAAGUUGCGAACAUCAAAACAACUCUGAAAGUUACCUUCUUAAGCCUGCCUCGUUUGGGAUUUCUCCAGCUCCGAAUUCCCAGAAAAAUCCUUUAUUUAUGCUUCUUUUAAUGCAAAUUUUCGUCCAUAAUUUUUAUUAAUAUUUUAUCAAAGUAAUCAAGAAAAUCAACAAAACUGAUUUCUCUACGACGUUCGUUGCUUCAGUGUUUAGUCUAUAGAAACUAACAACUCUUACAAAUCUCAGCGCGUUUCAAAGAUAUGGUGAUUUUUUACUGCAGUGGCGGCUCGUGACUUUCACAGUUGGGAGGGCAGACCAUCAAUAUUGCGAUAAUCGAUAGAAAGGUAGAGUUUGCAAAUUUUCACUGUAUUCAUGGCUCGAUGUUGAUCGUCAUGGUGCGCAGAAGAAAAAGCAUAUAUAGAUGUGGUUGUUGUUUAGCGAUGAUGUCAUUUUAUGGGCAAAAUUUUUUCUUGCCCCGAAUUCAUCCAAAUAAGCCAAUCACAGGCCGCGUUUCGCGAUGCUCGAGGUCGAAAAUUAGCUUGUGCGCAUGUCGGCUAGGGGCAAAAGAACUUUGCCCGUUGAAUGACAUCAUCGCUCAAGGCACUAGCGGGCCAGAAGCGAGGCUAAGGACGAGACGGGAUAGCAAAGAGCUUUUUCUAGAAGAGAUACAAACUUAUAUAAUUAAACACAGUAAGACUAUCUUCAAAAUUAAAUAUGAAUAUCAUAAAUUUCCUUUGAAUCUUUUUGAGGGGGCAUUGCCCCAGAUGCCCAUUAGCAAGAGCCGCCACUGUUUUUUAGGCAGCUACUGCGAUCGGAGAAAAAUAACUCAUAGGGCUGACUUACAGCUAAAAUUUAACUGUACCCAAGAGAGGAAAAGGUUGAAUGGUGUAACCUGUUGUUUAGAAUGCAUUGAGCAUGUCGUGUCUACGCAAAAUUGAACUGAUAGAAUGACUGAUAAUACAUUUAGAAAGUUACAAUAUGAGUGCCAGGAAUAAAUAAUGUUCAAAAUACCUCGGAAAAGUGGAACAAAAUUCACUUGCACUCUUCGUCCGACGCUUAACAAUGAAAGCAAGUGAAAUUAUUUCCAAUCGAAAGCCCGGUUUACACUACAAAAAGCUACCCGGGUUCAACCUGUGUUGAGUUCACUCAAGGUAAACUCUCUUCAAUUUGUAUUCUAAACGGAAAGUGGGUCUAAACUUGGUUUCCAAACGCAAUGGUGAGUCAGCCCGGAUUGAGUAAAAUAGCCAACUCUGAUUCUUUUUUGAAUAAUUUUGAAAGGUUUUCUGCCGUUUGUCUUUCUUUAACUUGCUGGGAUGCUACUUGCUGAUCAGCAAUUGCUGCAUCAAAAGCUCACUUAUCUUGCAAGGAGAACAUGUUUUCUGUGUGCUCAGGAUUAAUUCCACUUGCACUUUCUUCUCUUCUAUUUUUGGAAUUUUUGUUGGUGAAAAUAUUCUGGAAGCGAUCUCUCACUGCUUUGUAGGAUACACCAACUUUUGGCCUUUCUACCUGCCAAAAAUUAUCCAGUUUUUCUCCACCCAUCGCUUUUCGGCCUACCAGGACACUUCGAAAUUUCCCGGUACGCCCUUGCUUCGAGUUAUAUUUUUCAAAAAACUUGAAAACUUUCGAAAGGCAAUUAUUAAUAUUCGCAAAUAACUAUAAUUGAUUACAACCAUCAAUUGACCUCUUGAAAAAACGUUUGCAUCAAAAGUUUGCAGCAAAUUAGAUGAUAAUUUAGGGGGAAGGGGAUUUUUCCAAUGUUGCCUAUAUUUUGUUAUGUAAUUUGUGCAUGUUCCUUUCUUGAAUGAUAAUGCUCUUUCCAGGACCUAUUUUAGUGUUCAGUAUUACACACUUUGUUCAGUAUUCAUUUAAAAACGUACAGUAUUGAUUUCCAAAAUAUGGAGUAUUGAUUUUACGGAUUUUUGAAAAUGUCUUUUUUGCGGCUAUUCCAGAUUCCUGCUUUGUUCACAAAAUGUGAAUUUUCCUCGUCACUUCGAUAUAGAGUUCAUGUAUUGUAAUCUCGUUUAACCAUCGGAAAGACUCUCUUAUCAAUAUUAAAACAAAUCGAAAUUCCCAGAACCAAAAACAAAACAUCUCCUGUAAAUGUCAGCAUUGCUGUAAAUUUAGUAAUUUGAUCUUGUCGAAGACAAAACAUUCAGUAAUAAUUUAUCAGUUGCCCUAUGAUGCUCUGGGCAUCUAGCAGAAGCUCACUUAACUUAACUAAAAGAAAGAUAAAGAGCCUAAUAAAACUUUUUUGUUUUACUGUCCAGACAAAACAUGAGAUAGUGACUCCGUUUACAAGAAAUAAAUGACUAUGUUUCUAUUCAGGUUUUGUAGCUUCUGUUUGUUUUGUUGCUGUUUUGAAAUGUUAUUAUUGAUUGUGUAUAUUAUCGUCUAUCUGUUUGUGAUUUCUCCGUCAUGGCCUAUACACGUGUUGAAAAUUCGGGCAAUUUCCUGGGUACGCUUGCAUGGCUAAAAUACUUGGGGUUUGCAGCGGUUUGCACUGAUUGCAACAACAAAAUUUCCGAUAAAAAAUAUGAUUAUAAAUGUGCAGUAUUGUAAUUUUUUUAAAUAUGUGCAGUAAUGAACAUUUCUUAAAAUAGGCCCUGGCUCUUUGCUUGGACCAUCAAAUACUCCUUAAUAGUUAAGUUUGCUCUUGGAAUUAUAAAGGAUAAAAUUUUUUAAACGUCCUAUGACAGGCUAUUUAAUUUUGCAUUUCAAGUAAGAACUCAAAGGCAUCUUGAUUUUGUAUUUGUAGCGCUAAAACUCCUGCGUUUUGUACUAAAAAGAAAUUUUGUCCAACUUUAUUCAAAAGUCGUGUCUAGUGACAAAGGGGGCUUUCUAUCUCCUCACUAAUGACCAGCCGUAUCCCCCCCUUCCCUUGUUUGGAACAAGGCAGAAAAUCCGCUCCGUCGGCACUUCAAUUUUUGGAAAAAUUUUAAGCAAUGUCAGCACUUUCAUAACUUCCACUUCGUGAUUUUUUUAAAUUUUUUUUUCAUUGUUUGAUUUUUUUAAGAUUUUUUUCAUUUUUGGAACUGUAAUUACCACAGCGGAAAUGGUGUUAUAUUAGGUCUUUGUUGGUGGGUCACUCACUGUCGGCACUCUGAAAUUACAGCCCCCCCCCCCCGUGCAUUUCUUUUCUGGCACCAUCCCUGGGCACAAGUCCCCGUUUUGCUUGCAAUAUAAUUCUCCAUUCCGUCAUAUAUUGCAUGAGAUUUUAGGAAUGAAUUAUGACAUAAAUAUACUAAUUUGAUAACGGGCUAUGCUAGAAACGUCGUUUAUUAAUUCGUUAAUUUUUUCAAGUAUAAUUCCUAGUUUAAUUGAAUUAUGACAUAGUUUGCAGUAAACUGAUUCCCAGCUACACAAAUUUGAGACACACUUUGCUUAUCCGACAUCUGUCCUGGCCGUGUGCAAAUUUUUGAGCCAUUCGAUUAGUUCCUUGGGUACAAAAUAGUUUUUUCGUACCUGUAUGUAGAGGAGUUGUAAGUCCGUAGAAAACGGAAUUUUACUGAUCGCACAUGCAAGACUACACUCGUAAAGAACAGUGAAAACCGGGUCAAGUUACUUGAAGCUUUAAGAUGAAUAAGCCUGUUUGAAUAAACAUAGUCAUACAUUGGAUACAUGCGACCACAACCGCAAAACAAAGAUAAUCGGCACCCCGGGCCCAGUCAACCAGGUCAAGAGAUUUUCAGACCUUAACUAGUAGUUUUAAUAAAGAAAUCGAAAAAUGGUUUCGUCAAGAAAACGUUUACCGUAACCUCAA